Candoia aspera is the source of this 1882-nucleotide messenger RNA. Its product is annotated as urokinase plasminogen activator surface receptor-like. NCBI's taxonomy places the organism in Eukaryota, Metazoa, Chordata, Lepidosauria, Squamata, Candoiidae. The coding region runs from base 59 to 1087 and encodes 342 amino acids. The transcript has 7 exons. The record is from RefSeq and is a predicted model, not a curated record. Gene Ontology annotation, cellular component: plasma membrane.
UUUGCGGAUUACCAGCCCGUUCCUACGCCAGCCAGGGCCCGUCCUGCACCCGGAUCUCAUGGACUGCUUCUGGACGAGCGUUUUGUCCGCCUUGGUGGUGGCAGACGUUGUUGGCCUUCAGUGCUACUCUUGUCAUGAUAACAGCGACUGCCAGGAAACAGAGGUAUGUGAAGAGCAUCAAGAGAAGUGCAGCACCACCGUCAUGACCAUAGUAGCUCGACCUAAGAUCUCCACGUACCUCCUCAAGGGCUGUGACGUGAGUGGAAAGCCCAAUAAUUCCCUCUCACACCUUUCCAGUGAUCGGGUGGUAUUUUUGGCAGAGGAACAUUGUGAGACCGAGCUGUGCAACAGUGGUGUACCCAGGAAAGCACCCAAUGUGGGAGAUAUGCUCCGUGUGCGAGGCCGUAAUGAAAACAUCCUGAGUUGCUAUUCCUGUACAACUGCUGAUAAGACUUGCAACAGCUCCAGUCUCCCAUACAUGCGUUGCUUCUGGCCCCAGGAAAAGUGUGUGGACAUCACCUCCUUUACUAUUCCAGAAGAAUUCCCCAGGGAUCAGGAACGUAUCAAGGGCUGUGGCCAGCUUUCCCACUGCCAGGAGGCCCUGGGCUUUCACAACCACAAGAGUUUCUACAUGAUCAAGUGUUGUAACUCCAGUUGGUGUAACAAUGAUGUGCAAGAUUACAAGAAGGCUCCCUUGCCCUUGAAUGGGGUCACAUGCUACAGCUGUGAAGGAAACAGUACCCACGGUUGUGCCACAGAUAACGUCACAAAGGUGCAAUGCCGAGGCCCCAUGACUAACUGCCUAGAAGCCUCAGGAGUCCACGGCAUCUCUGGGAAGAAUUCAGUCCUCAAAGGUUGUGCUUCUCCAUCUUGGUGCAACAGUCCCUAUACCUCCGUCUACAAGAACCUGGGUAGCGUAGAAACCCACUGCUGUGCUGGUGAUCUGUGCAACAGCUUGAUCAUCGAUGGACAGCUAAAACCAUUGCCAAGGAGCCAAGCCAGCCACCUCAUCCUGACUCAACAAACUGUUCUUUCAACCGGUCUCCUGCUGUUUGUGGUGUUUCUCCUCUCUUCGGAAAGCUCCUGAUCUCCAAGAGGAAGACAGAGGCUUAAUCCAGAUCUGGACCAACUAGGACUUAGAACUGUGACCUUUUCUACUCUCCCCCAAUAUUUAAUGCAGCUGUGAAUAAAUAUGUGAUUACUGCUGGAGAGCCUCUGAUUAUGCAGAAUGCAGGACUCACACCAUUAAAGAGAAAACCCAUCCCUAAAAAGGCAGGGGUGAAGGGACCAGGUUAGGGACCAAAGAGCCUCUGAACCUUCCCCCCACUUUCUUUUUAACAUGGUCAUUAUCCAAGCUAUCCAUGCUUACUUGAGAGUAAGUUUUGUUGACUAAAUAAGAAGACAGGCUUCCAGACCAAUAUGGAUAGCGUGGUAGGAAUUAAAUUAUGUGUUGUGAAAGAAGGCUGGUGGCUAAGAAGGGUCAUGCUUUGUGAAACCUUGGAUUUCUGCUCAACAGGUGGAAUGUAAGUAAAGGCUGCUGAAUUAUUACAAAGGUGCUGGACACCCAUCCUGUGGUGAAAAUCCUUUUUUUUUUCUUUUUUAUAGCCCACUGAAUAGAACACCAUGAAAUUUCCCAUUCCUAUUAUUUAUACCUUAUUGAUGGUAUGGACUCUUUUUAGCUGUUUCAACCAAUGAAGAUUUAUCCCUGUAGCCUUUUAAAAUCUGGAUGGGGCACUCAAGAAGCACCCCUUCCUUGCCUACAAAGUUUGACCAGUUGUUGAUAUAGGGAAGUUAUGCAAGAAGCAGCUAAUUUCCUCUUUCAGAAGUUUUUUAGCAGAAUGAAAUGGUUGCUUCCUGUUUUAUUGUUUUAUGUAUCUAUUUA